UAUAAUAUAUUUCAAUCAAAUUAAUCGAAAUUUUCAUGGAAAAUUUAGUUUUAUUUUAUAAAUUUCGAGAGCAUCGAUGACAAAACUAUUCAAUCAGACAUCCGUGUAUUAUGCACAACAUCAUAAACAAUAUUAUAUUAAAAACUUUAACUGAUUUCUCGUAUCAAUUUUUCUUUGCUAAUGUUUCGAAUGUAUUUUAAUUGUUAUAUUCGAGAAAUUGUUGAAAAAUAAUGUCAGAUCUAGUAGAUAAUUGGGAAUCAGCUGAAACUAGCGACGACUCAUGUAUUUCUGAUGAUAACCUCUCGUACAUUCAAUCUUAUGAAAGCUCUUCAAAUUGUGAUUUCCUAGAAGGCUACUCAGUUUUAGAUAUUAGCAAAAAUAUAAUAUCAAUUGCUGACAAACUUGGCGCCAAAAAAACUCGUAAAUGUUUAAUUCCGUUUUUAACUAAUUGUAUUAUCGCCGGAAAACUAACAGAAUUGAAAGAAUUAGCUUCUAUCUUAGGCGAUUUUGAAUGUAAAGUUGGAGGACCAAGAUAUGCUUAUAUUUUGUUGCCUCCAUUAAAAGAAUUAGCUGGAUCAAAAUCGUGUGACGUUAGAAUGACGGCGGUGAAUUCUUUAUUGACAUUAGCUGAUAUCAUGGAAGUUCACGAAGUAGAGACACAUUUUAUUCCAUUAAUAGCUAAUAUGACAUUUAAUGAACAAUGUGCGAAAAGAUGGUCAGUAUGUCAUUUAUUUUCUACCGUAUAUUUACGUGUUAAUCCAAUAUACCAUGAUAAUUUAGUGGAAUAUUACACAUGCUUGUGUUUGGACACACUUCCAUCAGUGCGGCAAGAUGCAGCAAAAUGUUUAGCUAAAUUAAGUGAAGUAGUUCAAUUUCCAGUUAUCGAUACAAAAAUAAUCCCACGACUUAAACAAUUUAGUAUUGACCAAAAUGAACAUGUAAGAACAUUAGCUCUAUCAACAACUAUUUCAAUAUCACAACAUCUUGAUACAGUUUUUAUAGAACGUUAUAUUUAUCCAAUAAUAUUGAACUCCAUCAAAGAUAGAUCAUGGAGUGUACGGUUAACACUUGUUAAAAAUAUAUCUAAGAUGCUUGAAGCUUUCGGAGUGAAAUGCAAACAAUUAAGAGAAUUAAUUUUUCAAAUGUUUAUGAAAUUAACUAAUGAUUGUCAAUCAGAAGUUCGAUUUCGAUCUAUAGCUAUUAUUUAUGAUUGUACUGUCGUUUUAUACAAAGAACUUUCGAUGGAAGAAGCUGAUCAAAUAAUAAUUAAUUAUUUAAUCCCAACUCUUCGCAGUUUAAGUCAAGACUGUGUUUUAAGAUGUAGAAUGGAAGUACCAGUGGUAUUAGCUAAAUUCGGAAAAAUAAUUUCUCCUGAACUCGUUAAAGAUUAUCUUAUUGAAUUAAUCAAAGAAUUGCUUGAAGAUAAAAAUAUUGACUUUGUGUUUAACGUGGUUAAAUACAUGAAAGAUAUACUCGGAAUGAAUUAUUAUGACAAGCUAACCAUUCCAGAAGACCGAUUAAUUUGUUCUUUAAAAGCAUUUAUAAUUAAUGAUUCGUGGGAAAUGCGUAACACAGGAGCUAUGUAUUUGGGAACGUUAGCAGUCCAAAUGGGCAAGUCAUUCUUCGAAGAAUAUUUAAAACAAGCAUUUUUUAUUCUUUUAGUUGAUGCAAAAUCAGUUGUUCAAAAUACUACGAUGGAAGUUCUUAAAAUGUUAAUAAGAGAAUUUGGAAUGAAUUGGGCACUGUCUUCAAUAAUUCCAUUUAUAAUUGAUUUGUCUUAUUCUAAGAAUACUUACAACAAAAUGGCAUUUUUAUCAUUCGUUAAACAGGAACGUGGUGUGACACUGGAUCAUCAGUCACUGCUUUAACGCUGAUGUUCAACUGCGCUGAUUAUUGUAAAUUCCCGGAUGGGUGAUCACACGGGAACUUUAACAGUUAAUGAAGUUGCGUUAGGUCGGCAGCCAGUAUAAAAACUUGCCAAAUCGUAAGGUAAUCCCAGGACUGGGACUGAACUUAAAAAAACAGUUCUUCUUAAUAUUUAAAAUACGAAAGUAUCGUGAAAUUUGGAGGGAUGGUAAAAACAAUAUCUUAUAUUAUACAUCCCCCAUAGACAAAAUUCUAAAAACGCCUUUGGGCUAUGAUUAAAUUUUUAUUAAUUAGGACUAAAACUUAUAUUUGAAGUAUGAAAAUAAUUUUAACCCGAACAUAAACCAAUAAAAAGUUGAGAAAUUUAGCUUUUAAUGAAGUGUUUUAAGUACUUAAAUGUUAGGAUUCAUAAAUUUACAGAUAGUUUUAAUAAUUUUCCAAUCUAAGAGUUAAUAUUAUUAAGCUAAAGAAAUUUUACUUGUAUUUGAUAAAACCAAACAGUGACGGCACAAGCAUUUGUGGGACCAUGGGCAAAAUAAAUUACAAAUUUUGUGGGGACAUCAAUAAUAUUACAAUUUCAAAACCGCGGAGUCCAACGUAACUAUAAUUUUCACGUCGUCAUUAAAGCCAAAUAACGAUCAAAAUUAUUAAUAUAUUUCAAUUUUUUGUAUUUAAUCCUCUAAAAACCCGUUACUCAGCUCAACCCUUAGCUCUGGUGUCUUUACUCGAUAGUAGUACCUACUAUUUAAUUAAAAGUAAGUUUUUUCAAUUUAAGUAUAUUUUUUAUAUAAUUUGUUAUUGUAUAAAAUAUAAAUAUAACAUUAAAAAACAUCAGGCAUUUUAUGAUAUAUGUGAAUGGUCGACUUUGGAAAAAUUGUUUCCUUGUGUAAUACACCUUCAUUCGGACGAAAAUCCAAACUUGCGUUUUACUGUUAUCAAAGUACUUCAUAUGAUGAUGCCACUUCUCGUAGA
Daktulosphaira vitifoliae (grape phylloxera) is the source of this 2838-nucleotide messenger RNA. Its product is annotated as serine/threonine-protein phosphatase 2A 65 kDa regulatory subunit A alpha isoform-like. Gene Ontology annotation, biological process: protein dephosphorylation. The transcript has 10 exons. NCBI's taxonomy places the organism in Eukaryota, Metazoa, Arthropoda, Insecta, Hemiptera, Phylloxeridae. The record is from RefSeq and is a predicted model, not a curated record. Bases 231 to 1868 code for a protein of 545 amino acids. Gene Ontology annotation, molecular function: protein phosphatase regulator activity. Gene Ontology annotation, cellular component: cytoplasm; protein phosphatase type 2A complex.